GUAUUGAGUCAUACAUUGAAAGUGUGGAGCCUUGAACUUGUACCAAUUAGUUCAGAAGAAAGCCAUGCUUCAAAGAAGAUUCCAGAGGCAGUAGCAGAGGUAGAGGUGACCAAGUAUCCUGAAGCAGAGGCAGAGGCGACCAAGUGUCUUGAAGCAGAAGCAGAAGUGACCAAGUGUUCUGGAGCGAAGACAGAGGCAACCAAAUGUUUAGAAACAGGAACGACCAGAUUACUGGGACAAAGGCAUCUUGAGAUACGAGAACCUCAAUGGCGUAAAACUAUAGAUCCAG
Molecule: messenger RNA, 289 nt
Organism: Racocetra persica
Lineage: Eukaryota; Fungi; Glomeromycota; Glomeromycetes; Diversisporales; Gigasporaceae
Source: the annotation of a GenBank genome assembly